GUGCUCUGUGUUUUGACUCACCUCCAGCUCCCUGGCUCUACGUGGUCGUGCGCACCUCGCGAGACCGAUGCACAACAUAAAUCUCGUAGUGAUGGCUGCGCCGCCCGAUGCGGAGAGUUUGGAGUCUCGUAUCAACAGAGCCACUAAUCCACUGAACAGAGACACAGACUGGGGCAGCAUCCAUGCCUUCUGUGACCAGCUCAACAAUGAUUUGGAGGGACCCCAACUGGCCACCAGGCUCCUGGCCCAUAAGAUCCAGUCUCCGCAGGAGUGGGAGGCCAUGCAGGCCCUUCUGGUGCUGGAGACAUGUAUGAAAAACUGCGGGAAAAGGUUUCACAGUGAAGUGGGCAAGUUCCGCUUUCUCAACGAGCUCAUUAAAGUAGUUUCUCCCAAGUACCUGGGUUCGCGGUCACCAGAACCUGUUAAAAAGAAAGUUUUGGAGUUGAUCUAUAGCUGGACGUUGGGCUUGCCUGAUGAGGCAAAGAUCUCAGACGCCUAUCAGAUGCUGAAGAAACAAGGUAUUGUCAAACAGGACCCAGAAUUGCCACCUGACAAACUACUCAACCCGCCUCCACCCAGACCCAAGAAUGCUAUUUUUGAGGAUGAGGAGAAGUCAAAGAUGCUCUCUCGUCUGUUGAACAGCACUCACCCCGAGGACCUAAAAGCAGCUAACAAACUCAUCAAGGAAAUGGUUCAAGAGGACCAGCGGCGAGCCGAGCGAGUGUCAAAGCGGGUGAAUGCCAUCCAGGAGGUGAAGGAGAGCGUCAGUCUGCUGACUCAGCUGCUGGAAGACUACGACAGGACGGCCAGCGAGCAGACCAACGCUGAACUCAUACAGGACUUGUACCAGCGCUGCGAGAAGAUGAGACCUACGUUGUUCAGGCUAGCAAGUGACACAGAGGACAAUGACGAGGCUCUGGCGGAGAUCCUGCAGGCCAACGACAGCCUGACCCAGGUCAUAAACCUGUACAAGCAGCAGGUGAAGGGGGAGGAAGUGAACGGCAACAACACAGUAAACACUCAGAGACACACAGGAGGAAGGACUGCGCUACUAGACCUGUCAGGACUGGACACGUCCCCCCAGUCCCCUCCCUCCUUCCCAGAGUUCCCCACUCCGACAGACAGCCUCAACGCCCCCUCCCAGGAGAUGGGAAUCAGUCUCCUUGACGAUGAGCUCAUGUCACUAGGUUUGAGUGAAGGGACCCACACCUCAAACCCUGCCUCCCAGCCCGAGGACUCCACAGCAUGGGACUCCUUCCAGUCCUCUGACAGCAUAGACACAGACCUCCCAGCAGCACCCAGUCUUCUUCUGAGCCCAGACCCACCCUCCCACUCUCAGCCCCUCUCCUCUGGCUCCACCCCAGGGAGCUCAGCCCUGGAUGAGCUGGAUCUGCUGGGGAAGACGCUGCUGCAGCAAUCCCUGCCUCCAGAGAGCCUGCAGGUCAAAUGGGACAAGCAGCAGUCCAAACCAACUCUGCGAGAUCUCCAGAGCAAGUCUGGAUCGAGUAUUGUCCCAAACCCCAUCCCAGCCUUCACCUCUGAACCUCCCGGGGCCCUCCUGAACUCUCAGCCCAGCCUCGGAGCUACACUACUGGAUAUGUCCCCAACUCACACAGAGGCUCCUCCAGCAGAAGUCAGCCUGGCUGAUGUUUUUGUACCACUAGAAUCCAUUAAGCCCAGUAGUCUGUUACCGGUCACCGUUUUUGAUGGACACAGUUUGCGAGUUCUGUUCCACUUUGCUCGUGACUCGCCUCCGUCUCGCCCUGAUGUGCUGGUGGUCAUCAUCUCCAUGCUGUCCUCCGCCCCCGUCCCUGUGACCAAUAUAAACUUCCAGACCUCUGCUCCAAAGUCCAUGGCAGUGAAGCUGCAGCCUCCAUCAGAAACAGAGCUUCCAGCCUUCAACCCCAUCCUGCCUCCUGCUGCUGUCACACAGAUCCUGCUGCUGGCCAACCCAAACAAGGAGAAAGUGCAGCUGCAGUACAGACUAACCUUCACCAUGGGCGAGGAGCAGCACGACGAGAGCGGCAGUCUAGAACAGUUCCCUCCUCCCGAGACGUGGGGGAGUCUAUAGCAGUCCCACAGCAUCACAAGCUGACAGACUCUCUGCUUUCAGACUCAGCUUCCUUCCUAAUCCAACCCUCCAACUCAACACUUUGCAGAAAUGUUUUUUUUUUUCUACCACACUGUAUUUUCUUUCACUGGUAUCAGUUGUUUUCUUUGAAUUAUCCGCCUGCUUAAUCAGUGUAUUGUGUUUAUGCUUUGCUUAAUGAGUCUAGGGCUAGUUUGCUGUAUGUGGCUGCUUUAAAACAAAACAAACAAACAAAAAAAAAGAACUGCAACUGCUUCCUCAGCUUUGUUGUCUUUGUUUUUAACAGGUAAUGCUAUGAAGGAAGAAAAAAAAUAAUCUGGUGUGUGCAUAAUUACUGUUAUAACUAUUUGGUGUGCUUGAUUUUAUUCACCCAGUGCACAAUUUGGUUCAUCAGAAAUUACGAUUUGGGACCGGUUGCGUUCACUUCUGCAUGCUCUGCUCACCUGGGGAACCACGCUCGUGAAAUCAGGCACACCAAAUAGAAAGGAAACUGGGGGUUGAUACGCAGGAAAAGAUUGUCUGAGUCUCACCUUCUUGGGAAAAAAAACAACAAAAAAGCUGUACUGAAUUAACUUUUUGUGUUAAUGUUGUAUAUGUUUAUUUUGUGAUGCGUGAUUAUCAUUGAGAUUUCUUUGGUAAUGACUGGGUUCACGUUUUCAUUUGCACAGAGAAUGAGUUAUUUUUCCUCAUUUCCCCCAUCUUGUAGAAAGAACAAAAAAUUAGUAUGACAUCAAGGUUUUGUUGUAUCUGCCAUAUGUGCCUAUUUUGCAGUUUGAUUUUGUUUCAUAUCCAUUCUGGGAUUUAAUUAUUUAUCUUGGUCUCAUCUGUUACAUUUCCAAGCCACAUUAGGUCUGCAAACAGCUUGUCUGAGAUACAGAUCAACUACAGAAUAAUGUUAGCAAUUUAUUAAUAUUACCAAGCAUUUUCUGCAGUGUAUAAAUUAAAUGUUGACAAAAAAAAAAUCUUUUAGGUAGUGACCCAAUUCUUAAUUUCAGCUUUUAAUCGGGGAAUUUCAAUAUCGGUGACUUGAGUGUAUGCAAACUGAGCUGCAAACAGGUGUCCUGGCCGACGUCCGUCUCUCUUCAACAUGCUCAACUUGUUUUUGUGGUCUGCAAUGCAUGUUAGCCGCGCUGAACCACUUCCUAUUUCCCACAGGCUCGCAAGCACAUUCCAUGGCACUACUUAUCUCCAGUACGACUGCUUUGUAAAUACCGAUGAUGGCAGUUCUGUUAUGUACAUUUGCCUUGUGCGACGUGCAAGAGAAUAACACUGAAAAUAAUCUAAUAAUGGGUAAUAAAGGUUUUUUUUCUUGGUGAUUUGAA
This is a messenger RNA of Myripristis murdjan (pinecone soldierfish), 3411 nucleotides long. Its product is annotated as ADP-ribosylation factor-binding protein GGA1-like. NCBI's taxonomy places the organism in Eukaryota, Metazoa, Chordata, Actinopteri, Holocentriformes, Holocentridae. The transcript has 17 exons. Gene Ontology annotation, molecular function: ubiquitin binding; small GTPase binding; phosphatidylinositol binding. Gene Ontology annotation, biological process: protein localization to cell surface; intracellular protein transport; Golgi to plasma membrane transport. Bases 68 to 2071 code for a protein of 667 amino acids. Gene Ontology annotation, cellular component: trans-Golgi network. The record is from RefSeq and is a predicted model, not a curated record.